Messenger RNA from Saimiri boliviensis boliviensis (Bolivian squirrel monkey), 2467 nucleotides. It is a transcript of the gene SASS6, whose product is annotated as SAS-6 centriolar assembly protein. Lineage: Eukaryota; Metazoa; Chordata; Mammalia; Primates; Cebidae. Gene Ontology annotation, cellular component: centriole; centrosome. Gene Ontology annotation, biological process: spermatogenesis; centriole replication. The record is from RefSeq and is a predicted model, not a curated record.
ACGUCUUCCUCUCGUUUGUCUCUCCCCGCCUCCUCCGCAGAAGCCGAGCGCCAAACUCAAACUUUAUCAGGACCCGGACGUUUCUCUCGCUAGUUUCGAGGGCCGGGCCUGUUGGGCGUUUCCGCACACCAGCCGGGGCAGCGAGCCAGCAUGAGCCAAGUUCUGUUCCACCAGCUAGUCCCGUUGCAGGUGAAAUGCAAAGACUGCGAGGAGAGGAGAGUAAGUAUAAGAAUGACCAUUGAACUACAAUCAGUUUCUAAUCCAGUUCACAGAAAGGACUUAGUUAUUCGUCUGACUGAUGACAUGGAUCCAUUUUUUUUAUAUAACCUUGUUAUAUCUGAGGAAGAUUUUCAAAGUUUAAAAUUCCAGCAAGGUCUUCUGGUAGACUUCUUAGCUUUCCCACAAAAAUUUAUAGAUCUCCUUCAGCAAUGUACUCAAGAACAUGCCAAAGAAAUUCCAAGGUUUUUGCUACAGUUAGUUUCUCCAGCAGCUAUUUUGGAUAACUCACCGGCAUUUUUAAAUGUGGUAGAGACAAAUCCUUUUAAGCAUCUUACACACCUCUCACUAAAACUUUUACCUGGAAAUGAUGUGGAGAUAAAGAAAUUUCUAGCAGGCUGUUUGAAAUGUAGCAAGGAAGAAAAAUUAUCACUGAUGCAAUCACUAGAUGAUGUUACUAGGCAACUGGACUUUACACAGCAGACAUUAAUAGAAAAAAAACAAGAAUUGGAUAAGUUACGGAAUGAAUGGGCAUCACACACAGCAGCCUUGACAAACAAGCAUUCUCAGGAACUGACAAAUGAAAAGGAAAAAGCCUUGCAGGCACAGGUUCAGUAUCAACAGCAGCAUGAACAACAGAAAAAAGAUUUAGAAACCCUCCAUCAGCAAAACAUCCAGCAGCUGCAACACAGACUAUCUGAUUUAGAAGCAGCUAAUAAAGACCUAACUGAAAGAAAAUAUAAAGGAGACUCCACUAUUAGGGAACUUAAAGCAAAACUUUCUGGUGUUGAAGAGGACCUGCAGCGGACUAAGCAAGAGGUCCUCUCUUUGCGAAGAGAGAAUUCUACAUUAGAUGCUGAAUGCCAUGAGAAAGAAAAGCAUAUUAAUCAGCUACAAACAAAAGUAGCAGUUUUAGAACAGGAAAUCAAGGAUAAGGACCAGCUUGUUUUAAGAACAAAAGAAGCAUUUGAUACACUCCAGGAACAAAAGGUGGUUUUAGAAGAAAAUGGUGAGAAAAAUCAAGUACAACUAGGAAAGCUUGAAGCUACAAUAAAAUCAUUAUCUGCAGAACUUCUGAAGGCAAAUGAAAUUAUCAAGAAAUUACAAGGGGAUCUGAAAACUUUAAUGGGUAAGUUGAAAUUGAAGAAUACAGUUACUAUUCAGCAAGAAAAACUCUUGGCUGAGAAGGAGGAAAAAUUACAAAAGGAGCAAAAGGAGUUACAAGAUGUCGGGCAGUCUCUUCGAAUUAAAGAGCAAGAGGUAUGCAAAUUACAAGAACAGUUAGAAGCUACAGUUAAAAAACUUGAAGAAAGCAAACAACUUCUAAAAAAUAAUGAAAAGUUAAUCACAUGGUUAAAUAAAGAACUAAAUGAAAAUCAGCUAGUGAGAAAGCAAGAUGUAUUGGGACCUUCUACUACUACGCCUGCCCAUUCUAGCAGCAAUGCAAUCAGAAGUGGAAUUUCUCCUAACCUGAAUAUGGUUGAUGGUAGACUGACUUACCCAACUUGUGGGAUUGGUUAUCCUGUCUCCUCUGCAUUUGCAUUCCAGAAAACCUUCCCUCAUUCGAUAUCAGCCAAAAAUACCAGCCACCCUGGUUCAGGAACAAAGGUUCAGUUUAAUAUGCAAUUUACAAAACCAAAUGCAUUGCUAGGAGAUGUUCAGUCAGAAGCAGUUAUUAGUAUGCCUUGCUCAACUGAUAAGGAAAAUAGUGAAAAUUUGGGGUUGGAAUCCAAAUACCUGAAGAAAAGGGAAGAUAGCAUUCCUUUACGAGGACUCAGUCAGAACCUAUUUAAUAAUUCAGACCAACAGAAAGAUGGCACAUUAGGAGCAUUACAGACAUCUUCCAAACCCACUGUGCUCUCCUCUGCAUCUUCAGCAUAUUUCCCUGGGCAGUUACCAAACAGUUAAUUCUAGUGUCAUGUUUUACUUUUUAUUGGUAUUUUAGAAACAGGUGCUUAAAAAGAUAUGUCAACACAAAUCAAAUCCUAAAUAAGCAAGUUUUAAAUUUUACUUGAGCUGUUAGACUAGAUCCUUAAAUAAGUUACAGGAACAAAUUUCUACUUGGGAAUUGGUAAAGAUUGUGAGUAAAUGACAUUUUUUGGUUUGUGAACAUGGUGUUUUAUAGAAUAAUAGUAUGAAUUUUAUUAAGCUAAUCUUUAGAAAUUCAGUUCUAAGGAAAGAGUUGAUCCUUAUAAGGGAGAUUCUAAUCACAUUGAAAAUCCGGGUAAACUAAAACUUGCUCAUAAUCUUA